AUGGAAAAUAACCAGAUCAGAUCAGAGCUUACUAAUAAAGAAAUAAGUAGAAACUUUGAAAAUAUUAUAGAAAAGGUGGUUGAUAUGUACAGCCAGUUUGGUGAAGAUGGAAUUAUUGCAGCAUUGGAAACAAUCUAUUCCAAAGGAACUAUUGCAAUAUUUACUGAUGAUAAAAUUAGUAAAACAGAAGAACUUAAAUCCAUUAUAAGAGAAAAAUUAAUUCAGUCUAACUUAAAACAUUUACUAAACAACUCUAGUGACAAAAAGCCUACACAAGAAAAAAAACCAGAUGAGGACAUGACAGCUGCCUUAGAGGAGAAAUUAAAAACUCUUAAAAAUGAAUUAAGUGAAGAAAAUACAGUUGAUACUGAGUUAAUGAAGGAUAUUAAUACAAUAUACAGCAUAUUUAAAAAAGAAAAAAAGGACUGGAAUGAGUAUAUAACUAACUAUGCACAUAUAAUUCUUAGAUCAAUGAAGAAAGAUAGUCUAAUGGGAGGAUUACAGAAAAUAAUUGCAUGCUGUAGUGGAUCUACUAAGAACGCCAAACAGGAGGAUAUUCUUAUUAGUAACUAUUCAUUAGAUAAUCUCUAUGUACAAUCCAAGGACAAAACAUAUUUAAUUGAUGCUGGAUUAGACUAUUUAAACAGCAACACUGCUGAGUUGGUUAAAAUGGCGAGUAGUUUUAUUGAUAGCACAGAUAUAUUUGUGAAUGAAAAGAUUGACAAGAAGUACUCUACUCUAGUAAACAGCCCUUCUCUGAACAUAGUAAAGUCUAUGUGUAAUAACAAAGCCUCCAUUGAACUAUGCCAGAAGGUAGUAAUUGAUCUGGCCAAUUUAAUAGAAAAAUACUACAUAAAACUUUACACAGAGCAGAGUAAAGACGCAUUGGCAGGUCUUAAUGAUAUGAUCUCCUCUGCGGUAUAUAAAGAUGAAAAUUCAGUAUUCUUUAAACUAUUUAAUAAGUUGAACAUAGUAUGCCCAAGAAUCAACCACAAUCUUUAUAUAGAUCAAUUAAACAAGCAAAUCUCUAAGUAUAAAUCUGAUAUAAAGAACUGUGAGAACACCAUUUCAGAAUUAAAAAAUAAAAUGGCUCCCCAGCCCGAAGCAUCUUCUGAUUCAACAUCUAAAUCAGAAGACUCAUCUGAUGACAAUCAGGAAUUAAUUAUGAAGCAGCUUUUAGACGAGAUUCAAGGAUACCAAGCAAAUAUUGAAAAUAUUGAAAAUUCUGAGUUUAUCUUUUCAGAGUAUAAAAACGAAGUGAACCAAGAAUACCAAAAUAUUUUGAAUGACCUUAACAAACUUACGCCAACUCAGAUACAAUAUGUAAGAGAGAAAAUAUGUGGACUACUAAAUCCUAUCAUGCCAAUACGCCCUAAGACUGAAACUUUCAUUAGUAAAAUUCAGAAUUACAUAAAGCAGUGUAAGAGCAUAUAUAAAAAAGUAUCGCCUGUAAUAGCACCAAUAUUAGCAGUAAUUCUAUUUAUAGUGGGAGCUACAUAUGUAACCUUAAAUUGGUCUGAUGUAUAUGAUGCAGCAUCUAUAUAAUACUAAUAAUUAUUA
Nematocida parisii ERTm1 is the source of this 1560-nucleotide messenger RNA. RefSeq lists its product as uncharacterized. Lineage: Eukaryota; Fungi; Microsporidia. The record is from RefSeq and is a predicted model, not a curated record. The coding region runs from base 1 to 1545 and encodes 514 amino acids. The transcript has a single exon.